Molecule: messenger RNA, 1998 nt
Organism: Helianthus annuus (common sunflower)
Lineage: Eukaryota; Viridiplantae; Streptophyta; Magnoliopsida; Asterales; Asteraceae
Product: serine/threonine-protein phosphatase 7 long form homolog
Exons: 5
Coding region: 1-1998 (665 amino acids)
Biological process (GO): meristem maintenance; meristem development
Source: RefSeq, a predicted model, not a curated record
AUGAGUUAUCAGAUUCACCCCGGUCCCCUUUACAGUACAGUGUUGUUUUUGGCAAAUGAACAUCGUGCGAGGGAGGUUUUUAAGCGCCCCAAGGACUAUCGGGACCUAAUGAGUAUAAAACGUGCCGAUCGUUCAUUUUGGUCGCUUAUAAAGGAUAAUCCGAUAGGACCACGCGUCCAAAGUAUAAUUCGUCAAGCGGGCUUCGGCGGUAUCCUCGAUAGUGGGUAUCGGUACAUUGACCACACGUUAAUAAACGCGUUGGUUGAGCGUUGGAGGCCCGAAACCCACACUUUUCACCUCCCCUUCGGUGAAACCACAGUGACUCUACAAGACAUUAAUGUUUUGUGGGGUCUACCAAUAAAUGGGGAGGUAUUUUCUGGUAUGGAAACGCCGAUUACAUUGACCAACGACGUUAUAAUGUGUCAAAAUUUGUUGGGGUUUACCCCUGAAAAGAAUCAUUUUUGGGGGAAAAGAAUAAGUUCAGUCCGAUGUACAUUAUUUCCUGUUAAUUCGAACAAUUGGAUAGCUCUUCAUUAUCUGCCUUUCCUAGAAGAUUUGGGGCAAUGUUCUCAGAUCAGUUGGGGAAGUCCUGUUUUAGGCUGUUUGUACAGAAAUCUUUGUAACGCCACAACUCCGGAUGCUGUAGUUCUUACCGGUCCUGUGUCUAUUUUACAAGUAUGGGCAUGGGAGAGGAUUCGGUGUCUUGCACCGGAGCCUAAUGCGAUCUUCAACUACCGCGCCCCGAUAGCUGCUCGGUGGAAGGGGAGUCUAAACGCCGUUGAUGUUCCGACACAUUGCCUCAGAACCUAUCGAUCUCAGCUUCAGUCGUUGAAAGAGGCAAUGUUUAUAUGGCGACCGUAUGAUGCCGUGGUGGACAGCCUCCCGGAGAUCUGCACCAGUGGGAGGAAUAGCUGGAGGUGUGCCUGCCCGUUGAUUUGCUGGGAUGUUGUGGAGCAUCACAAUCCGCAACGGGUUAUGCGGCAGUUUGGCAUGGUUCAAUAUAUACCUCCACCAAUAAAUAUUGAGGUCAGUGAGCAUGAACGGCUCCAUUCUUUAGUCCGGAAUGGUAAAAUUGGGUGGGACUGGAAAAGUCGUCAUGAACCGUAUGUUAACGCUUGGAACCAUCGUGAGCAUAAUGUUGUAAACAGACAACAAAUCGAGACUUAUUCCAUGGCCAAUGAUUUUAUGACGUGGUACUUAGAACAUACGGUCGUGUAUUUGACCAACCCAUGGCAACCGCUAGAACCCAUGGCAGGAUUUCAGGAUGACGGUGCCACGGUCCAAAUGAUGGCUGACUCUUUGGGUGUAAUACACCGAAGCCAAGAUAUGGAGACGAUGCAACAGACAGCAUACCGGGCUUUGAACAUGUCAAAUUUAGCGGAAUAUACCCAACAUCCAACCAAUUUGACAAAUGACCCGGUGGACCUGUCAUCCUAUCCUGGUAGUCAGAGGAUGCGUAGGCGACGCCGUCGCGGCCGUGGUGCGGCAAACGUUCAAGACAUCGGCGCUGGUCAAUGGGGAAGGAAUUAUGAAGAAGGGGGUGCAUCCGGUGUUAAUCACGAACAAAACAACGAGCCAAACUUUAAUGGGUUGAAUGCAGCCGAUAUUGGAAACGUUACAAAUACGUUUGUAGACCAAAAUACGGUCGCAACCCAUGCCAUCCAAAGUUGGCAGUCACUUUUGGCUUCUGUAGUCAACGAAGAUCCACGUUAUGACAUAAGUGAACUCUUGGAAUCAACCCAACCAAUUUCGGGUCUUAAUAACGAUAAUGGUCAAUUUCAAUAUAAUAAUAAUAACUUAAAUGAGACCCAAAAUAAUCAGGCUGGUUUUAUAACCCCCACGUCACAGGUUAUGUCAUUUUUUCCCUCUAACCAAUCGGACUUUCAAUACCAUGCACCCCAUCAAAGUCACGAGGAUUAUCGUGCCCGGUAUACAAACGUUGAACCAAACCCGUUGAAUUGGGGCGAAGACUUGAAUCUCUUUCCACCACCGCAAUGA